AUGCCCGACAUGCAAGGCAAGGUAUUUGCCAUAACCGGUGCUGGCUCGGGCAUCGGCAGAGCCACGGCUGUGAGGUUAUCAGAGCUGGGCGCUCAAGGCGUCGCAAUCAGUGACGUGAAUGAGGCCAUGUUGGAGGAAACAAGGCAGCAAUGCAGCCGGUAUGCGACGAAAGUGACGGUAAAAAAGGUCGACGUGGCCAAUACCGACGAGGUUGAUGAGUGGAUUCGCGACGUCGUUCGGGAUCAUGGCCGGUUAGACGGAGCGGCCAAUGUCGCUGGCAUCGCGGGCGGCGAGGGCCAGAUUACAGAGGCGCUUGUCCAAAAAGACUGGGAACGAAUGAUCUCGGUGAACCUGACCGGCGUGAUGAACUGCAUGCGGGCCCAACUCCGAGAGAUCUCGCGGCCGGGUGGCGCCAUCGUCAACGUGUCCAGCACGUCAGGCCUGCGCGGUCUGGCGCGCAAUGCGGCGUACGCGUCGAGCAAAUUCGGCGUCGUAGGGCUGACAGAGUCGACGGCCGCAGAGUACGGGAAGCUGGGGGUCCGCGUCAACGCCUUGUUACCAGGUCCAAUCGACACCAAGAUCUUCCGCGACGGCGAGAAAAAAGGCCUGUUUGACUCCGACCUCCUCAGCGCCGGCACCCUGCUGGGCCGAAUGGGCCAAGCGGACGAAGUGGCCAAGGUCCUGGUGUUUCUGCUGAGUGACGAUGCAUCGUACGUGACGGGCGGUCUGGAUGAGUUGGGCCUGUUGGAGAUGGAUCGAUUGACCAUGCCGUCGGUCUUAGACAACUCUUUCAAUGGCUGA
Molecule: messenger RNA, 801 nt
Organism: Fonsecaea nubica
Lineage: Eukaryota; Fungi; Ascomycota; Eurotiomycetes; Chaetothyriales; Herpotrichiellaceae
Exons: 5
Coding region: 1-801 (266 amino acids)
Molecular function (GO): oxidoreductase activity, acting on the CH-OH group of donors, NAD or NADP as acceptor
Source: RefSeq, a predicted model, not a curated record